AAAUAGCUUUAAUUUUCUCAUGCUGGGAAAAAUUCCCUAAGGGCUUGGCUAUGCAAAUCUUCUGUUAAUCUAGCUAUAUUCCCAUUCUUGGUGUGCUUUUUUUUUUUUUUUUUUUUUUUUUAAUUUAAAGUUUGAUCUACUUGUGUACACACACGAGCUUACAUUUUGGGGGGGGGGUGGGAAUGCAGGAGCUUCUCCAUGUGGGUUUGGGCGUUGGAGUUAGGCCUUUAAUCUUCAUGGCAGGCCCCCUCUACUGGCUGGCCGUCUAACUCACAUGCCCCUGAGCUUUCUAUUUUAUUAUUUCAUUCUUACAGUCUAGGGGCAGGGUCACUGUUUUACCAUCCAUGUCUCCUGUCCCCCACCCCAGUGCUGGGCUUCCAACUCUGGUUCCCGAAUGCUAGGCAAGCACUACUGAGAUACAUUCUCCACACCCUUUGUCCUUUGAGGCAGCAUCUCUGUCCCAGGCUGCCCUCAGUCUGUCCUCAGGAUCCCUGGUUGGUGCUGUUGGGCCACAUUACAUUUCAUGUGGAAAUCUCAGGUUCUUUUCUGCGGCACUUUUCUAUUCCAGAAUGGGCUCACAGUUGUCUGUUAGAAAGGUGCAGUUUCUGGUUUGUUUGUUUGUUUGUUUGUUUGGAGAUAGGAUCUUAUAAUGAAGCCCUGUGUGGCCUGGCAAUCCAUCGGCCUCUCCCUCCUGAGUGUUGGGAUUAAAGGCAUGUUACCUGGCCAAGGACAGGUUCUUACAUGUACCUAUGUCUAAUUGGUGUCCACAAAGUUGUAGAGAGUGAAUCCGGUCACACAAGCCUCUCAGCCCACCAAUGAAGCCCUGGCUAGCUGUCUUAGCUGGCUUACUGGAGGGACAGCUGUACAAGGCCAGGUCUUGGCAGUGGGAUGAGGCUGUCAGGCAGGUCAGAGGUCACUCCUGGUAACUGCUACAGCCUCUGAUAGUGCUUCUCCACCCUCCCUUCAGAAUUUGGGAUUCAGCACCCGCUGAUGAGAGAGGGAAUGAGUGACAGGCCAACUGACCAAUGGGGCCCAGAGGAUGGGCUGGGGUGGGGCUUGUGCUGCCACGGAGAGGAGGGUAGCCUGUCUGAGAUGAAGGGAAGAAGGAAGGAGACCUGGAGACAAUAAACAAAGAAAGGGGUCAUGGGGGAAAGAGUACACUGGUUUCUUUAGGCUCUGCAGAGGUUGGGCCGGGGAAGGGAUUGGGGACAGAUGGGAACCUAGGCUGGUUCAAGCAGGCCCAGGUAGGCAUGCCCUAAAUGGCACUGUUUGAAGAGCUGGCCAAUUGCAGAACAGCCUUAGUCUCAGACCCCUCAGACCCCAGCCUUAGCACCAUCCUCCUGUUCGGUCCAGGGAGCAGGCAUCAGGGGCAUUGAUCCCAUCAAGCCAAAUGGAACCAAGUUCUGAGCCGCACAGUUUGGAAACAAUGAAGGGAGACAGCAGACAUCUGAAUGAAGAAGAGGGUGCCAGCGGGUAUGAGGAGUGCAUUAUCGUUAAUGGGAACUUCAGUGACCAGUCCUCAGACACGAAGGAUGCUCCCUCACCCCCAGUCUUGGAGGCAAUCUGCACAGAGCCAGUCUGCACACCAGAGACCAGAGGCCGCAGGUCAAGCUCCCGGCUGUCUAAGAGGGAGGUCUCCAGCCUUCUGAAUUACACGCAGGACAUGACAGGAGAUGGAGACAGAGAUGAUGAAGUAGAUGAUGGGAAUGGCUCUGAUAUUCUAAUGCCAAAGCUCACCCGUGAGACCAAGGACACCAGGACGCGCUCUGAAAGCCCGGCUGUCCGAACCCGACAUAGCAAUGGGACCUCCAGCUUGGAGAGGCAAAGAGCCUCCCCCAGAAUCACCCGAGGUCGGCAGGGCCGCCACCAUGUGCAGGAGUACCCUGUGGAGUUUCCGGCUACCAGGUCUCGGAGACGUCGAGCAUCAUCUUCAGCAAGCACGCCAUGGUCAUCCCCUGCCAGCGUCGACUUCAUGGAAGAAGUGACACCUAAGAGCGUCAGUACCCCAUCAGUUGACUUGAGCCAGGAUGGAGAUCAGGAGGGUAUGGAUACCACACAGGUGGAUGCAGAGAGCAGAGAUGGAGACAGCACAGAGUAUCAGGAUGAUAAAGAGUUUGGAAUAGGUGACCUCGUGUGGGGAAAGAUCAAGGGCUUCUCCUGGUGGCCUGCCAUGGUGGUGUCCUGGAAAGCCACCUCCAAGCGACAGGCCAUGCCCGGAAUGCGCUGGGUACAGUGGUUUGGUGAUGGCAAGUUUUCUGAGAUCUCUGCUGACAAACUGGUGGCUCUGGGGCUGUUCAGCCAGCACUUUAAUCUGGCUACCUUCAAUAAGCUGGUUUCUUAUAGGAAGGCCAUGUACCACACUCUGGAGAAAGCCAGGGUUCGAGCUGGCAAGACCUUCUCCAGCAGUCCUGGAGAGUCACUGGAGGACCAGCUGAAGCCCAUGCUGGAGUGGGCCCACGGUGGCUUCAAGCCUACUGGGAUCGAGGGCCUCAAACCCAACAAGAAGCAACCAGUGGUUAAUAAGUCGAAGGUGCGUCGUUCAGACAGUAGGAACUUAGAACCCAGGAGACGCGAGAACAAAAGUCGAAGACGCACAACCAAUGACUCUGCUGCUUCUGAGUCCCCCCCACCCAAGCGCCUCAAGACAAAUAGCUAUGGCGGGAAGGACCGAGGGGAGGAUGAGGAGAGCCGAGAACGGAUGGCUUCUGAAGUCACCAACAACAAGGGCAAUCUGGAAGACCGCUGUUUGUCCUGUGGAAAGAAGAACCCUGUGUCCUUCCACCCCCUCUUUGAGGGUGGGCUCUGUCAGAGUUGCCGGGAUCGCUUCCUAGAGCUCUUCUACAUGUAUGAUGAGGACGGCUAUCAGUCCUACUGCACCGUGUGCUGUGAGGGCCGUGAACUGCUGCUGUGCAGUAACACAAGCUGCUGCAGAUGCUUCUGUGUGGAGUGUCUGGAGGUGCUGGUGGGCGCAGGCACAGCUGAGGAUGCCAAGCUGCAGGAACCCUGGAGCUGCUAUAUGUGCCUCCCUCAGCGCUGCCAUGGGGUCCUCCGACGCAGGAAAGAUUGGAACAUGCGCCUGCAAGACUUCUUCACUACUGAUCCUGACCUGGAAGAAUUUCAGGAGCCACCCAAGUUGUACCCAGCAAUUCCUGCAGCCAAAAGGAGGCCCAUUAGAGUCCUGUCUCUGUUUGAUGGAAUUGCAACGGGGUACUUGGUGCUCAAGGAGUUGGGUAUUAAAGUGGAAAAGUACAUUGCCUCCGAAGUCUGUGCAGAGUCCAUCGCUGUGGGAACUGUUAAGCAUGAAGGCCAGAUCAAAUAUGUCAAUGACGUCCGGAAAAUCACCAAGAAAAAUAUUGAAGAGUGGGGCCCGUUCGACUUGGUGAUUGGUGGAAGCCCAUGCAAUGAUCUCUCUAACGUCAAUCCUGCCCGCAAAGGUUUAUAUGAGGGCACAGGAAGGCUCUUCUUCGAGUUUUACCACUUGCUGAAUUAUACCCGCCCCAAGGAGGGCGACAACCGUCCAUUCUUCUGGAUGUUCGAGAAUGUUGUGGCCAUGAAAGUGAAUGACAAGAAAGACAUCUCAAGAUUCCUGGCAUGUAACCCAGUGAUGAUCGAUGCCAUCAAGGUGUCUGCUGCUCACAGGGCCCGGUACUUCUGGGGUAACCUACCCGGAAUGAACAGGCCCGUGAUGGCUUCAAAGAAUGAUAAGCUCGAGCUGCAGGACUGCCUGGAGUUCAGUAGGACAGCAAAGUUAAAGAAAGUGCAGACAAUAACCACCAAGUCGAACUCCAUCAGACAGGGCAAAAACCAGCUUUUCCCUGUAGUCAUGAAUGGCAAGGACGACGUUUUGUGGUGCACUGAGCUCGAAAGGAUCUUCGGCUUCCCUGCUCACUACACGGACGUGUCCAACAUGGGCCGCGGCGCCCGUCAGAAGCUGCUGGGCAGGUCCUGGAGUGUACCGGUCAUCAGACACCUGUUUGCCCCCUUGAAGGACUACUUUGCCUGUGAAUAGUUCUACCCAGGACUGGGGAGCUCUCGGUCAGAGCCAGUGCCCAGAGUCACCCCUCCCUGAAGGCACCUCACCUGUCCCCUUUUUAGCUCACCUGUGUGGGGCCUCACAUCACUGUACCUCAGCUUUCUCCUGCUCAGUGGGAGCAGAGCCUCCUGGCCCUUGCAGGGGAGCCCCGGUGCUCCCUCCGUGUGCACAGCUCAGACCUGGCUGCUUAGAGUAGCCCGGCAUGGUGCUCAUGUUCUCUUACCCUGAAACUUUAAAACUUGAAGUAGGUAGUAAGAUGGCUUUCUUUUACCCUCCUGAGUUUAUCACUCAGAAGUGAUGGCUAAGAUACCAAAAAAACAAACAAAAACAGAAACAAAAAACAAAAAAAAAACCUCAACAGCUCUCUUAGUACUCAGGUUCAUGCUGCAAAAUCACUUGAGAUUUUGUUUUUAAGUAACCCGUGCUCCACAUUUGCUGGAGGAUGCUAUUGUGAAUGUGGGCUCAGAUGAGCAAGGUCAAGGGGCCAAAAAAAAUUCCCCCUCUCCCCCCAGGAGUAUUUGAAGAUGAUGUUUAUGGUUUAAGUCUUCCUGGCACCUUCCCCUUGCUUUGGUACAAGGGCUGAAGUCCUGUUGGUCUUGUAGCAUUUCCCAGGAUGAUGAUGUCAGCAGGGAUGACAUCAUCACCUUUAGGGCUUUUCCCUGGCAGGGGCCCAUGUGGCUAGUCCUCACGAAGACUGGAGUAGAAUGUUUGGAGCUCAGGAAGGGUGGGUGGAGUGGCCCUCUUCCAGGUGUGAGGGAUACGAAGGAGGAAGCUUAGGGAAAUCCAUUCCCCACUCCCUCUUGCCAAAUGAGGGGCCCAGUCCCCAACAGCUCAGGUCCCCAGAACCCCCUAGUUCCUCAUGAGAAGCUAGGACCAGAAGCACAUCGUUCCCCUUAUCUGAGCAGUGUUUGGGGAACUACAGUGAAAACCUUCUGGAGAUGUUAAAAGCUUUUUACCCCACGAUAGAUUGUGUUUUUAAGGGGUGCUUUUUUUAGGGGCAUCACUGGAGAUAAGAAAGCUGCAUUUCAGAAAUGCCAUCGUAAUGGUUUUUAAACACCUUUUACCUAAUUACAGGUGCUAUUUUAUAGAAGCAGACAACACUUCUUUUUAUGACUCUCAGACUUCUAUUUUCAUGUUACCAUUUUUUUUGUAACUCGCAAGGUGUGGGCUUUUGUAACUUCACAGGUGUGGGGAGAGACUGCCUUGUUUCAACAGUUUGUCUCCACUGGUUUCUAAUUUUUAGGUGCAAAGAUGACAGAUGCCCAGAGUUUACCUUUCUGGUUGAUUAAAGUUGUAUUUCUCUAUAA
Mus musculus (house mouse) is the source of this 5340-nucleotide messenger RNA. It is a transcript of the gene Dnmt3b, whose product is annotated as DNA methyltransferase 3B. The transcript is spliced from 23 exons. Gene Ontology annotation, molecular function: DNA-methyltransferase activity; DNA (cytosine-5-)-methyltransferase activity; lncRNA binding. NCBI's taxonomy places the organism in Eukaryota, Metazoa, Chordata, Mammalia, Rodentia, Muridae. Bases 1391 to 4009 code for a protein of 872 amino acids. The record is from RefSeq and is a predicted model, not a curated record. Gene Ontology annotation, cellular component: chromosome, centromeric region; nucleus; heterochromatin. Gene Ontology annotation, biological process: gene silencing by piRNA-directed DNA methylation; developmental process involved in reproduction; gamete generation.